AUGUUGUUAGAUGACUUCUAUGCAGAAAAUAGACUUUACUCCACAGAUGAAGAUGAUAUCUUUAUGAGGAACUACUUAACCUAUAUGAAAGAUGUCUUGAUAAUGGAUGAUUAUGGUGCAUGGAGUGACAAGUAAAGAUCUGUUUACUAUGAGUAUUAAAAAGACAAAGAUUCAGGAAUCAAUAGAACUCAGCUAUAUAAUGAUAUCGUUUAAGAACUUAAAAAGGCCAAAGUAGCAAAUUACCUUGAUUAUAUUUGUGAAUUCAAAGACUUCAAUAUUUGGAUGAGUAUUGAAGUAACUAGAGCUUAUCAAGUUAAACUAUCAGAUUAUUUGCAGCUUAGAAAAGAAAAGUACCCUAAUGAUUAGGACUAAUAUCUUUUAUAAUAUCAGAAAUACUACGGCAAUCACACCAUAGUACUACUACCUAUUGCAGAUAUGAUUAAUGGACUCAUCAAAGGGAAAGGAUAAAGAGAUGCAACAUUUUUAUUUUAUCCUAAGAUAUUUAGAGACGAGCCUUAUCUGCAAUUUGCUGUGAAAUCAACUUUUAAUGUUGGUGAAGAAUUCAUUUAUACUUAUAUGCCUGAUUAAUCAUAGAAGAAGCUCUUAAUGAGCUAUGGCAUGGCUGUUGAUGACAAUUAUAAUGCUAAUCAUCAUCUUAUAGUUGAUCAUGGCAUUGGCAACCUUGUAAAUGAGUAUUUGAAAUUAUGCUAAGGAAUACUAAUUUGCAUUGACAAAGAAGCAGGUAAGAGAAUUUAGAGCAAAGAAGAUUCUACCGAUAGUUCGAAUGUUUACAUCUUAAAUAAAAGGGAAAUUAACCCAUACCUCUAUAAUCUAGUUAGAGCGGGAAACAUGUAAAAAUACAGACAAAAGUUAUUAAGAAACGAUAAAUUAAUGCAUAAAAGGCUAUCAACAUUUGGAUAUUUUAAUAUGAGAAAUGAGAUGAAUGUUGUUAGAUAUCUCAUUUAAAUAUAUUCAGAGGAGUAUUUGUAGAGAUUUGCAGUUUAAUAAUUGAAUAAGGAAAUUUAAACCCUUGAACGCACUGAUGGUAUUUGGCAGAAUGAAGAUCUUAGAAGGAAACUUAUUGUUGUAAAGGCUACAGCACAAACUCAAUAGGUUAUCUAGUUAAAUAUGAAAUACACAUACUAAAGAUAAGCAUCAUUGAUUUUGCGAUUAGUUAAUUAGGAUUUGAUUGAUGAGAACAUUAAAAAUAUGAAGCAGCUACUAAACAUGCUUAUUCUGCUUAUAUUUUUCCUUUUCCCAUUUGCUUAAAGCGAAAAUAACUCAUAAGAGGACUUUUUAGAUUUUUUUAACACUGAAGGAUGA
Molecule: messenger RNA, 1323 nt
Organism: Stylonychia lemnae
Lineage: Eukaryota; Ciliophora; Spirotrichea; Sporadotrichida; Oxytrichidae
Source: the annotation of a GenBank genome assembly